AUUUGGGUGUGAUAUAUAUUAAAUUGUAUUUUUCACCAUAAUAACAUGAUUUAAAACAUUUAAAUUCUUUACAAGAAUAAAGUGAUUUAUUAUUAUAUUAUUCUGAUCCUGCAUCGCACGAGUAAAAUCUAGUAGCCUACCAAACACACCGCUUUAGUUUUGCCUUUUAGCGCGGCAGCACAAAAAAGGAGGCUCCUCCGUAGAACACAGAGUUCAUUUGGCCGCCAUGGAAGUGGAUUCCGAGAGCAACGGGCUCCUCCAGAGGAAGCAAGCCCUCUACAAAUCCUUGGACGAAAGGUUUGAGAUUCAGAAGUUAACGUACCGGGGUCAACAGUACAGCCAAAUUUAUUUUGCUAGACUUCACUUGAUGAGAACUCUCUUAUACUCUCUUCUCCCAAAUUGGAAACCACAUUUGCCUGUUUGCAAUGUUCUGGGAUUAGAGAUGGGGAAAGAAUGCAUUAUUGUUGGGACCCUCUAUAAGCAUAUGAAGCUUAAACCUUGCAUUCUGGAUGAGUACUCUAAGGGGAGAUCUCCUACACAGCUUAUACAGAGUCAACGUUUCACGCAUCCUGAUGAUAGUUUGAUUAUGGAAGAUGAAAGUGGAAGGGUCAAACUAGGUGGUAGUUUGUUAGUGCCUUUGACAUAUGUAACAGGACUUGUUGUGGCGUUACAUGGAAAAGAAACUGCUGCUGAUGAUUUUCUCGUUGAAGAUAUUUUGGAGGCUGGCCUAGCAGAGCAAAUAGAGCGGCCAUUUCAGUUUGAUGAAGACAAGUAUGUGGUUUUUAUCUCUGGUAUAAGUGUUGGGAGCAGCACCUCCAAUCCCCUACAGUUACAGCUUUUCAUUGAUCAAAUAACUGGGCAUUUGGGGGAUGACAAGGACCACAUGGUUGCAUCUCAAAUUGUUCAAGUAGUCAUUGCUGGAAAUUCUGUCAAAAUUCCAAGUGGGCUCCUAAAUGGUCAGAACUUAGGUUCUAAGGACCAGUCAAUAUUAUCAGAGCCAAUCAAAGAAUUGGAUAUCUUGCUGACUCAGAUUGCAUCAGCCGUACCUUUGGAUAUCAUGCCUGGACCUAGUGAUCCUGCAAAUUUCUCCAUGCCACAGCAGCGUCUGCACAGAUGCCUUUUCCCUGGGUCAUCAAGAUAUAAUACUUUCAGAUCUUGUACUAAUCCCCACGACUUUGUCCUUGACAACCUUAGAUUUCUUGGAACUUCAGGUCAAAACAUAGAUGACCUUGACAGGUACUCGGAAGCAAGAGAUAAACUUGAAUUCAUGGAGCGGACAUUGAGAUGGAGGCAUCUGGCACCCACUACUCCAAAUACCCUUGGGUGCUAUCCAUACGAUGAUAGGGAUCCUUUCUUCAUCGAAUCUUGUCCUCAUGUUUAUUUUGUGGGCAAUCAAGAUAAGUAUGAUACAAGCUUGAUCAAAGGAUCGGAAGGGCAGUUAGUAAGGCUCAUUUGCAUUCCCAGAUUUGCCGAGACAGGUGUUGCCGUGAUGUUAAACAUGAGAAACCUCGACUGCUGCACUCUUAGCUUUGGUGCUCAAAUCAAUACUUAACACGGGGACGGUUGCAUACAGCUUAAAUCAAAAAGUGCAUGCCCAACUUGCCGGGGCUGUUAAUACGGUCCAGGAGGAGGAGACAUUGAAUAAAGUUUCUUUUUCUGCAGUCAUCUCGGAUUAAAUCACUUGUUUUGUACACAUCUUAGCAAUAGCAUUCAUGUUACAAUUGUGAGAUGAGUUUAAUGUGUGUAAAACAUGUUAAGAUGGAUACCCUUUUAUAACGGCAUUGUUUGGAGCGUUGAAUUCAGGCAUUCAGCCCAAGUUUUUUCGCUUCUCUCCAACUCUUCAAGGAAAUGGUUGGGUUUACAGUUUAGCAGUGCUGAUGUGGGGGG
This is a messenger RNA of Cuscuta campestris, 1887 nucleotides long. Lineage: Eukaryota; Viridiplantae; Streptophyta; Magnoliopsida; Solanales; Convolvulaceae. The record is from the annotation of a GenBank genome assembly.